Molecule: messenger RNA, 2104 nt
Organism: Notechis scutatus (mainland tiger snake)
Lineage: Eukaryota; Metazoa; Chordata; Lepidosauria; Squamata; Elapidae
Source: RefSeq, a predicted model, not a curated record
CGCCGGGACAGGUGCGCUCCGGAGCCGCCUCCCCGCCGGGCGGGGUCCUCCGCGCAAACCUGCGCUGGGCUCGCCCUGCGCGCUUCCGGGCCUUGCGCGCUCCUUGCCCACCCGGGGCCCCAAAGGGAGGCAGCUGUGGAAUGACUGGGCACCCUUCAGACGUCGCUUAUUUUCUCCUGCCACUUUCCAGACCGAGGUGCUGAGAUUGAAUGGGCUCUCCUGGCUCAAAAUGGCCCAACAGCACUCAACCGGCCUUCUGGGGGACGGAGAUCCUCUCCUGGGACCUCCAUCCCCCAACAACAACAGCGUGUCUCCUCGGGAGAAAUGCCCCCCCGCGACCCCCUUGGAGGAUGCCGACCCCCUGGCCAAGCCCUCGACCCCCCUCGCCACUCCACGCCGGAUCAUCCUGAGCACCAAGAGCCCGGCCGCCCUCAAGGUGGGCACCCAGCAACUCAUCCCCAGGAGCUUAGCCGAAGACCCCAAGUCUAAGCUUCCCACCCGUCCCCAGAGCUUCUCCGAAGGGGCGGCAGGCGGCAGGGAGGGGCUCCGUGGAGACCCCAAGCGCUUGUCGGCGCCCAGCCUUUCCUUGGAGGACGAGCCUGACGACGAGCUGGACGCCGUCGAAGGGAUCCUGAAACGCAACCUGCGCAGCAUGUCUUACCGGGCGGCCAUGAAGGGCGUGAGGAACGGCGGAGAACCUGAGGUGCCCCCGGCCGUGGGGGUUCUCAAGCCCAUGUUGGGGGAUGCCAAGGCCCCUGCUGGCCGGGCUCCUGCGAGGAACAAGCGAACAUUGGGGCGCAAGCGACUGCAGCAUCACGGCGGUUCGUUCAAAGAUGAUCCCCGCUUGUACCAAGAGAUCCGAGAAAAGGGCCUCAACUCCAUCAACCACGAAUCGGACGACGACUUGCUUGACCUGGACGCCAUUCCCGAAGAACAGCCGCCCUCCAUCGUGGUGAAAAGCUACCGCCCUGCCCACGCCACCUGGAGCCAGCAGCCCGAGGUCCUGGAAGCCGGCAUCUUGGACCGUAUAUCCCCGGAAGAACGUAAGAGGCAAGAGGCCAUCUUUGAGAUCAUCACCUCCGAGUACUCCUACCUCCAUAGCCUGACCAUCCUGGUGGAGCAUUUCCUGAAGUCAGCCGAGUUGAAGGAGACCAUGACCCAGAUGGACCAUCAUCACCUCUUCUCCAACGUGGGGGACAUCUUGGCGGUCAGCAAGAGCUUUUUUGAGGAUUUGGAAAAGAGGCACCAGGAGCACGUGGUGAUUCCGGACAUCAGCGACGUGGUGGAAGCGCACGCCUCCGGACACUUCCACCCCUACGUCAUCUACUGCUCCAACGAGGUCUACCAGCAGAGGACCCUCCAGAAACUCCUAGCUUCCAACGUCGCCUUUAAGGAGUCCUUAAAGCGGAUUGAACAGAUGCCGGAAUGCGGCAGCCUGCCCCUGAUUUCCUUCCUCAUCCUCCCCAUGCAGAGGGUGACACGGCUGCCCCUCCUCUUGGAUACCGUCUGUCAAAAAACCCCAGUGAACACAGCUGCGUACCGAGCCACCACGCAAGCUCUGAAGGCCAUCAGCAAGGUGGUGAAGAAGUGCAACGAAGGAGCUCACACCAUGGAAAGGACGGAACAGAUGUGCAGUCUGCAGAACCAGCUGGAUUUUGGCAAAGUCAAGAACUUCCCACUGAUCUCGACCUCCCGCUGGCUGUUGAAAAGGGGCGGAGUCUGUCUCCCUCCAACCGAAGACGGCGGGAUCUUUCGGAAGGGAUCCGGGCGGGGAAUCUGUUACCUCUUUGUCUUCAACGACGUCCUGAUCAUCACCAAGAAAAAAAGCGAGGAGAGCUAUGCUGUCCUCACCUACUCCAUGUUGGAACAUCUCACGGUCGAGAAGAUCGAAACCCCAGACAGUCCGACCAGCCUCGGUCGCAGCGGCCACCUCUUCCAACUCACUUUGCGGAAGGACAAUGAAGGCAAGCCGGAGGAAGUCGUCCUGGCUGCAGAAUCGCGAAGCGACAGGGCCCGAUGGAUCAGCGCAUUGAUGCACCGAGAAGAGAAAGAAACCAGCACAGCAGAGAAAGGAGGUGAGUCCAAAAGAAAUGCUCAAUUUUAG